Molecule: messenger RNA, 1871 nt
Organism: Phlebotomus papatasi
Lineage: Eukaryota; Metazoa; Arthropoda; Insecta; Diptera; Psychodidae
Product: vesicle-associated membrane protein-associated protein B-like
Exons: 5
Coding region: 118-945 (275 amino acids)
Biological process (GO): endoplasmic reticulum membrane organization
Cellular component (GO): endoplasmic reticulum membrane; plasma membrane
Molecular function (GO): FFAT motif binding
Source: RefSeq, a predicted model, not a curated record
UGGCGAUACCGGCGAUCUUUUCGGUGACGCAUGCGAACUGCCAUCUCGAAAAAAAAGUAUCGCCGGGGCGUUUGAUCAAGAGUUUUUGUGAAAAAUUGCAGAGAAUUCGUGUGAAAAAUGGAAAAAAAGAAAGAGCAGCUGCUUCUAAUUGAGCCCCAGAACGAACUAAAGUUCCGCGGUCCUUUCAACACACACGUGACUUCGAGGAUGCGCCUAACAAAUCCCACGGACAAAGUCAUCCUGUUCAAAAUAAAGACAACGGCCCCCAAGAAGUACUGCGUUCGUCCCAAUUGUGGCACUCUCAAUCCUCAGGAAUCCACCGAGGUUAACAUCGUGCUUCAGCCAUUUAUUUUUGAUCCGAUGGAGAAGAAUCGACACAAAUUCAUGGUGCAGAGUGUAAUUGCUCCGCGAGGAGUCGAACAGUAUGCGUCCAUAGAGCAAGUGUGGAAAGAGAUUAGUCCCACUGACUUGAUGGAUUCAAAGCUGAGGUGUGUGUUCGAGGUGACGGCGGACAAUGCACCUCAAGCUGCCAGCACGGUGACAUCGUCCGGAGAUGAGGCUCAGACUGCUUUUACGGCAUCAUCAGAAGCCUCACCUCCCUUCAAGGGACACGGAGCAAGUGGAGAUGACAGUGCUACGGUUACAACUAGUGACACGGCAAAGGUGGCUUCAGAACUGCGACAAUUGAGAGAAGAAGAGAGUCAAUUACGCCAGGAGAAUAUAAUGUUGAAGGAGCAAGUUCUCCGAUUAAAAAUGGCCCUAGAGGAUGCAGAUGAUAAUUCAGCGAAAGCAGGUGGCAGCAGCAAUGUGUGGAGCCCAGGAAAUACACUGACGUAUCAGCCACAAAAUGCUUACGCACCACCCAACCUUCCUGUCCCUAUGCUCUUGGUUAUAUCUAUCCUAAUUGGAAUCCUCUGCAUUCUAUUCGGUAAAUAUGUACUAUGAAGUAGCAAUGGACACAACACACCAACAUAGAUGACAGAAAGAGAAAUCCCUUUAUAAUAUUCAUGAUUACAUAGGAAGAAAAAAAAACAAGAUGGCAACAAAUGGUUUAUUAAUUUAUAAAGAAGGAAGUAAAAGGAAAAAUAAGGGAAUAUUCCUGGGUGAGGAUAAAUAUUGAGACAGAAAAAAAUAAGAGGUGAUUUAAAGAAGAGGAAUAGAAAUACCAUUUGUUCGUUUUUGAGGUUUAAAGAAAAUGGGUUGAUUUUUAUUGAAAAGGGAGAAAAAAUUAAGGAAAAAAAAGAUGAAAUUUAUAAACGAAUAUUGAAAACUUUCUUUGAGCAUUACACGGUUUUUUUGGGAGAUAUAUUUUUAUGGAUAUAAAUAAUGAAUUGGAUGAAGAGGUAAAAAAGAACUCAUAGUUAUAUUUGUAAAACAAAUAAUCUGUUGAAAACAAUGAAUGCACAGCACACUGUAUUAUUCCACAGGAUAAUUUUAACUGAUUUUUUUUUAUUAUCUACUUUGUUUCUAUUAUAUAUAUAUUUUUAAAAAUUUUCUUGUUUAAGUUUCAUUUGUGUGCUCUGCAAAAAGUUUUCUUUGAUUUUUUUUCCUUUAAACUUUUCAAAACUUUGCCAAUAGAAAUCAGUUAAAAUUUUCCUAUUGACUAACAAAAAAAAAAUUACGUAAAUGAAAACUUGUGUAUAUUGCUGAAAGAAAAUAUUUCACCUUGUUUUUUUUUUAUAUAAAAUAUCUCUUUCCCGUGAAAAAAGUGAAAAUGGACAAUUUCCCCAAAUUUCUCUAUGUUUGUAAAACUUUUUUUCUUUCCAAUAAGAUAUAGAAAAAAAAAACAUUAAGUAAAAACGGUGGCGUUUAGAGGCCUAAAAAUUGCAUUAAAAAAUUCGUUCAUGUUAAUACACAAAAGUUACUACUAA